AUGUUUUGGAACUCUGAGCGGUGGAACCCAGCAGGCAAGCAUGUCUACAUCACAGGAGGGAGCUCAGGCCUCGGACUCGCACUUGCAAAGUCUCUGGCAUCUCAAGGUGCACACGUCUCUAUCGUCGCCCGGGACAAGGCAAAGCUGUCGACCGCGAUCGCCGAGAUAGAGAAAUCGCGUCAGCGUCCAGAGCAGAUCUUCCAAUCCUUUUCUCAUUCAUUAUUCACCGCCGACGAGUCCCGCGCAGCGCUCGAGGACGUCACCACCAAACAUGACGGUCUCUCGCCUGAUGCAGUCUUUUUGUGUGCGGGAAACUCGACGCCAAAGUUCUUCGUGGAAUAUACCGACAAUGAGCUGAAGGAAGGCAUGGAUUCUGGAUACUGGGCACAGGCAUGGACCGCACGCGCCAUCUCACGUCUCAUGGUCCAACAGUCCCGCACGGGCAAGAUUGUCUUCGUCUCCUCCACGUUAGGUCUUAUGACGCUCCCCGGCUAUGGCGCUUACCUCCCUGCAAAGCACGCUCUGCGCGGCCUCGCCGACAUGCUCCGGGUCGAGCUGCUGCUGUAUGGCAUCGACGUGCACAUCUUCUUCCCGCCGACGAUGCUCACGCCUGGGUACGAAGCCGAGAACCAGGUCAAGCCCCGCAUAACGCGCGAGUUCGAGGAGGACGAUACUCCCCUCACCCCUGAAGACGCCGCGGCGACUUUACUCAAGGGCGUCAGGUGUGGCGACUUUCAGAUAACAGGAAACUUCAUCACUGAGCUCUUCCGCGCGUCGAGCCGCGAAGCCUCGCCGCGGCGCAAUUGGCUUGUCGACGGCCUGUUCGACUUUAUAUCCUACAUCGCGGUACCGAUCUGGGCAUCGUCAGUUGACCGCAAGGUGCGCGGCCACCGCGAGGAGCAUCUUCACUGGCUCGAAGAAAAUUCGAUCCUUAAGCCUCCGGUCCCUUGA
Messenger RNA from Heterobasidion irregulare TC 32-1, 951 nucleotides. RefSeq lists its product as uncharacterized. The transcript is spliced from 6 exons. Gene Ontology annotation, molecular function: 3-dehydrosphinganine reductase activity. The record is from RefSeq and is a predicted model, not a curated record. Gene Ontology annotation, cellular component: endoplasmic reticulum membrane. Bases 1 to 951 code for a protein of 316 amino acids. Gene Ontology annotation, biological process: sphingolipid biosynthetic process. NCBI's taxonomy places the organism in Eukaryota, Fungi, Basidiomycota, Agaricomycetes, Russulales, Bondarzewiaceae.